GGCGGCGGGGCCCAGCCCAGCGAGGUGACAGCCGCGCUCGGACAAGGAGCCCGGCCCGACGCUGCCAUGAGCGCCGCGCUCUUUAGCCUGGACGGCCCGGCGCGCGGCGCGCCCUGGCCCGCGGAGUCCGCACCCUUUUACGAGCCAGGUCGGGCGGGCAAGCCGGGCCGCGGGAGCGAGCCGGGAAGCCUGUCCGAGCCAGGCGCCGCUGCCCCUGCCAUGUACGACGACGAGAGCGCCAUCGACUUUAGCGCCUACAUCGACUCCAUGGCCGCCGUGCCCACCCUGGAGCUGUGCCACGACGAGCUCUUCGCCGACCUCUUCAACAGCAACCACAAGGCGGGCGCGGCCGGCGCCUCUGCCAGCGCCCUGGAGCUGCUGCCCGGCGCCCUCGCGCGUGCCCACGGCCCGGGCACAGCUGCCCCGCGUCCGCUCAAGCGCGAGCCCGACUGGGGAGACGGCGACGCGCCCGGCUCGCUGCUGCCGGCGCAGGUGGCCGCGUGCGCGCAGACCGUGGUGAGCCUGGCGGCGGCCGCACAACCCACACCACCCACGUCGCCCGAGCCGCCGCGCUCCAGCCCCGGGCCGAGCCCUGCUCCUGGCCCGGCCCGGGAGAAGAGUGCGGGGAAGAGGGGCCCGGACCGCGGCAGUCCGGAGUACCGGCAGCGGCGCGAGCGCAACAACAUCGCGGUGCGCAAGAGCCGCGACAAGGCCAAGCGGCGCAACCAGGAGAUGCAGCAGAAACUGGUGGAGCUGUCGGCCGAAAACGAGAAGCUGCACCAGCGCGUGGAGCAGCUAACGCGGGACCUGGCCGGCCUCCGGCAGUUCUUCAAGCAGCUGCCCAGCUCGCCCUUCCUGCCGGCCGCUGGGGCCGCCGACUGCCGGUAACGCGCGCCCCGGGGGCGGGAGAGACUCAACCAACGACCGAUACCUCAGACCCGACCGGCCAGGGAGCGGAGUGCGCCCCGCCCGGACGCCGCGAGAGCCGCUCGGCGCCGGCUGCAGUUUCUUUGGGACGCGCGAA
Messenger RNA from Zalophus californianus (California sea lion), 1024 nucleotides. RefSeq names its product CCAAT enhancer binding protein delta (gene CEBPD). Bases 67 to 888 code for a protein of 273 amino acids. The transcript has a single exon. Lineage: Eukaryota; Metazoa; Chordata; Mammalia; Carnivora; Otariidae. Gene Ontology annotation, molecular function: DNA-binding transcription factor activity, RNA polymerase II-specific; RNA polymerase II cis-regulatory region sequence-specific DNA binding. The record is from RefSeq and is a predicted model, not a curated record. Gene Ontology annotation, biological process: DNA-templated transcription; regulation of cell differentiation; regulation of transcription by RNA polymerase II.